Chelmon rostratus (copperband butterflyfish) is the source of this 2727-nucleotide messenger RNA. It is a transcript of the gene ncam1a, whose product is annotated as neural cell adhesion molecule 1a. NCBI's taxonomy places the organism in Eukaryota, Metazoa, Chordata, Actinopteri, Chaetodontiformes, Chaetodontidae. Gene Ontology annotation, molecular function: protein binding. The coding region runs from base 108 to 2693 and encodes 861 amino acids. Gene Ontology annotation, cellular component: membrane. Gene Ontology annotation, biological process: cell-cell adhesion. The transcript is spliced from 21 exons. The record is from RefSeq and is a predicted model, not a curated record.
UCCGUCCGGUGGCAGUCGUUGUCCCUGGAAAGGCUGCUUUCUGUCUCCCUCAUCAGCUUGUUUGAAGUGCGUCUGCUCCUCCAGGAGAAUAUCUGUGACACAUUACAAUGCUUCAAAUAAGGGAGCUCAUCUGGGGAUUGCUAUUCGCUGGCUGUGCAGCUGCCAUCCAGGUGCAAAUCACUCCGACACAAGGAGAGAUCAGCGUAGGAGACUCCAAAUUCUUCCUGUGCGAAGUUUUGGGAGAUGCUAAAGACAUCGACUGGUACGCCCCCAGCGGGGAGAAGAUCCUCCCCAACAGGCAAGACAUUUUCGUGAGCCGCAGCGAUGAAACCAUGUCGACCCUCACCAUAUACCACGCCAACGUGGACAGCGCCGGCAUCUACAAGUGCGUGGCGAAGAACGGGGACAAGGAGGCGCAGGCCACGGUCCAAGUGAAGAUCUUCCAGAAGAUCACCUUCCAGAGCGCUCCCAGCCCGCAGGAGUUCAACGAAGGAGAUGACGCCGACAUCGUCUGCGAUGUGGCCAGUUCACCUCCGCCCACCAUCAUCUGGAAGCACAAGGGCUCCAAGAUCCAGGUGGAGAAAGACGUGCGAUUCAAGAUCAUGGAUAAUGGCCACCUGCAGAUCCGCGGCAUCAAGAAGACAGAUGAGGGCAUGUACAACUGUGAGGCUCGUGUCAUGGCCAGGGGAGAGAUUGACUUCAGGAUGAUCAAGGUCGUUGUUAACGUUCUUCCCACCAUCCGCGCCAGGCAGUCGGACAUCAACGCUACAGCGGACGUCGGUAGCUCGGCUCUGUUGGCCUGUGAUGCAGACGGCUUCCCUGAACCCACGGUCACCUGGGCACAUAACAACAUUGUCCUUGAGACGGGUGAUAAAUACAGCCUGAACGAGGAUGGUUCAGAAUUGGUAAUAAAAGAUGUCAAGAAAGUGGAUGAAGGAGAUUACACUUGCAUCGCCAAGAACAAGGCGGGAGAGAAAGCCGAGGAAGUCAGCCUGAACGUGUUCGUGCAACCCAAAAUUACCUACCUGAACAACCAGACCGCCUCAGAGUUUGACGAACAAGUCACGCUGACCUGUGAGGCCUCGGGCGACCCCACACCCACCAUCUCCUGGAGUUUUGAGAACAGGGUUUUCACCGAAGGAGAACAGAGCCUUGAUAGAAAUAUCGUGGUACGCAGCCACGCGCGGGUGUCUUCGCUCACCUUGAAAAACGUCCAGUUCACGUAUGCCGGCCAGUAUCUCUGCACCGCCAGCAACUCCAUCGGUCAGGACAACCAGCACAUGUACCUGGAGGUCCGCUAUGCUCCAAAGAUCCUGGGCGCGGUGGCGGUGUACACGUGGGAGGGAAACCCGGCCAACAUCAGCUGUGGGGUGGAGGCUCACCCCGGAGCCUCGGUGGUCUGGUUCAGAGACGGCCUCCUGCUGCCCUCCGCCAACACCACCAACGUGAAGAUCUACAACACGCCAACCAUCAGCUACCUGGAGAUUACCCCCGACUCUCAGAAUGACUUUGGGAGCUACAACUGCACAGCCACCAAUGUGAUGGGCACCGAGUCCAAGGAGUUCCUUCUUAUCCCAGCAGACGUGCCAUCAUCACCUGAAAUUGAACAGGUGGAACCUUUCUCCAGCACAGCCGUGAUAGAGUUUGACGAGCCGGACUCCAUAGGUGGAGUGCCCAUCAUCAAGUACAAAGUGGAAUGGCGUUUGCUUGGCCAGGAUUGGACCAGCAUGGAGUACAACGCUGAGGACUACUUGACCAAGAUCACCAUCGUUGGCCUGAAGCCGGAGACCACCUACGAGGUCAAGAUGUCCGCCAUCAACGGCAAAGGUGAAGGCGAGAGCAGCAGGACCAGCACUUUCAAGACCGAGCCCGUCCAUUAUUCUUUCACAAUUUCAUCAGAGAUCCCACCCCCUAUCGCUGCCACCAGUAUGGCCCGUAAAGGGGAACCCAGUGCCCCCAAACUGGAGGUCAAGGUCCAAAACAGGGGCAAUUCUCUGAAGGUGAACUGGAUCAAGCAGGACGAUGGCGGUUCCCCAAUCAAACAUUACCUGGUCAGAUACAAGGCUAAGCAUGUAUCUGACUGGAAACCGGAGAUCCGCCUGCCCCGUGGCAGCGAGUAUGUGGUGCUGAGCGGCCUGGACUGGAAUACAGAGUACGAGGUCCACGUGGUGGCAGAGAAUCAGCAGGGCAAGUCGCAGCCAGGCAUCCUCUCCUUCAGAACAGCUACAGAGCCCACCACCAUCCCAGACGCCACGGCCGGUGGCUCUGGCCUGGGCACCGGGGCCAUCGUAGGCAUCCUCAUCGUUGUCUUUUUCCUGCUGUUGGUGGGCGUGGACGUCACCUGCUACUUCCUCAACAAGUGCGGACUCCUCAUGUGCAUUGCUGUGAACUUCUGUGGGAAGGCCGGGCCGGGUGCCAAGAGCAAGGACAUGGAGGAGGGCAAGGCAGCAUUCACGAAAGACGAGUCUAAGGAGCCCAUCGUUGAGGUGAGAACAGAGGAAGAACACGCCCCAAACCAGGAAGGAGGGGGUCCCACUGAGCCUAACGAGACCACGCCUUUGACAGAACCCGACGGUAAGACCGUGAAGGAUGAUAACACCAAAGGCGAGACGGAGGUGAAGAACGCCACGGCCGAGGUGAAGACGGUCCCCAACGAGGCUCCCCAGACGAACGGCAAUGAAAGUAAAGCGUAAUUUCCCCGGCCGGCCGCAGCGGGAAGAAGAGGGU